Messenger RNA from Corvus hawaiiensis (hawaiian crow), 2687 nucleotides. It is a transcript of the gene SLC67A2, whose product is annotated as major facilitator superfamily domain containing 9. The record is from RefSeq and is a predicted model, not a curated record. NCBI's taxonomy places the organism in Eukaryota, Metazoa, Chordata, Aves, Passeriformes, Corvidae. The coding region runs from base 242 to 1603 and encodes 453 amino acids. Gene Ontology annotation, biological process: transmembrane transport. The transcript is spliced from 6 exons. Gene Ontology annotation, molecular function: transmembrane transporter activity.
UACAAACACGCAAGGGGCCGAAGGGCAAAGUCCUACAGAGGUGGCCGUGGGAGGGUGGAGGCAGGGGUCCCGAGGCUGCCAGGGACCCUUACUCUUCCUCGUCUUCGCCCGAAAAAGAGGACACACGAGGGAUACCGUGCCGAACGAAACAACCCCCGCGGCUCUGCCCCACCGCCGGCCCCGCCGCCUCCACGUUUCCGCCGCGCCACGGGCACUGCGCAGGCCCGGCGCCGCCGCUCGCAUGGAGGAGGAGGAGGAUGAGGAUAGCGGAGGCCGGAGGGCCGCGGGGAGCCCGGCCGCGUCCGCCCGCUUCGUGCGGUGCCUCUACGCGGUGGGAUUCCUGGACUUAUUUGGGGUGAGCAUGGUUGUUCCUUUAAUGAAUCUUCAUAUCAAAUCUCUAGGAGCAAGUCAUACAGUUGCUGGAAUCAUAGGAUCUCUCUAUGGUGUAAUGCAGCUAUUUUCCAGCACAUUUGUGGGCUGCUGGAGUGAUAUAGUAGGAAAACGGUAUUCCCUGCUUGCUUGUAUUCUUCUCAGUGCACUAGGUUACUUCCUUCUUGGAGCAUCCACCACAGUGUUCCUGUUCGCCAUUUCUAGAGUCCCUGUAGGUAUUUUCAAACACACACUUUCCAUCUCUAAAGCCCUGCUGUCCGACCUGGUGUUGGAGAGAGAUCGCCCUUUAGUAAUGGGGCGCUUCAAUGCAGCCUCCAGCGUGGGCUUCAUUCUGGGACCUGUUGUUGGUGGCUACCUUGCAGAGUUCGAAGGUGGCUUUUACCAAACAUCCUUCAUCUGUGCCUCUAUCUUCCUUCUGAAUGGUGGUCUUGUCUGGAUGUUACCCUGGAGUGAAGAAAACACUGGCAAUAGGGAGCAUUACCAAGACAAAGGAACAAACAGUUUCUCAGCAAAAUUAAAUCAUGACGUGCACUUGAAAUCAGCAACUAGUAGAGCUGUGACAAACAGUAGUUUUUUCCAGUCUCCAUGGAUCCAAGUUGCAACAGUGCUGAAGAAGAUCAAAGGAAUUGCGUGCUCUAAUUUGUGGGAUAUAUUUUUAGUGCGGUUCCUGAUGUCUGUUGCUAUUCUGCUGUACUAUAGUAAUUUUACUCUGGCCUUGGAGGAGAGAUUUGGGGUGAAACCCUUGUUUGCUGGAUACCUGAUGAGCUAUAGCAGUGUGCUUGGAGUCCUGGCUGGUUGUCUGCUCGGACCAAUAACAAAACUCUAUGGGCACAACACUUACAGACUUCUGUUGCACUCCAGCACUUUCACCUGUGUGCUGAUUCUCCUGUAUGCGUCAGCGCUGAGCAUAUGGAUGGUCAUUUUGUCCUCCACGUUCUUGGCCUUCUCCACUACUAUAGGCCGUACCUGUAUCAUUGAUCUGGAACUGACUGUUGGUGGGAAUGAGGCCAGUGGUACACUCCUAGGUGUUGGACAGUCUGUGACAUCGGUGGGACGAAUUAUUGCUCCACUUCUUUCUGGAAUUGCUCAGGAGUUCAGUCCUUGUGGCCCUCCGAGUCUAGCCGUGGGACUAGCAUUAGUUGCUAUUGUGAUAAUGAAUGCAAACAAACAAAAAUACUGUAGUCAUGGAAGUGUGAAGUUAAAAAAUCAGUAGUCCCAAUACUGGAUUGCACAGAUGUAUCUUCACCUGCCAGGCUUGUACAGUAAUUGCAUGAUUUUUAAAGGGAACACAUUGUGUUCACAUGGAAGCAAGUACAUACACAUAUUUCUGCUGCAGGGAUGUUAACUCUAGACAGACAUUAUUCUAACUGGUACCACUGGGACAUUUCUAAGAGGGGCAGAUGUUGCUAUAUUGUAGUGGUUGUGAUUUUUUUAAAUGGAUUUUUAACCGUUUUGGAAGGGAAAAAAUGGCAGUAAACGCACAAAUCCUGCUUGUGACUAAUUUUUGAAACAGUGUUUAGAUUGAAAGAUUGUUUAAAAAAGCUGAAUCAAAGGUGAAUUUUUGUUAUUUAAUCAGGCGAUUUUGCAAUAUGUUUGGCCUUAAUUUCUUAUGCUGUGGUCUGUUUCCCUUUGUCUGUUGUGACAGUAGCCUAUAUAACAGGGUGUUUGCUUAUGUGAUUUUUGUGUAGCCUAUUUUGUCCACAAAGCUUUCUGCAGACCAAGAUUAGGCACUUUGGGGUAAUCAGGCAACCUCUGCUGAUUCCUGGUCUUUCCCAAGUAACAGAAUUGGGUAUAUGCUAACUUCAUGUACUAGAAGACCUAAUUUUAGAGUAAUACAAGGCCAUUCAUACUGAAACUGAGGCUGAAUUUAAGUUUUAUUGAAAUUUGAACUGGUGGCUUCUGUUUAGUAAUAACUUCUACUGAGCAACUUUGUCAUAAAUUAUUUGUUUAUAUUUCCUGUGCCAUUUUUCUACCUUCAUUUUAAGAAUAGAUUUCCUUUUUAAUUCUCUCAAAUGACUGUAAAGGUGUGCUGGAGCAACUAGCCGUAGUUCAUGGAUCUGGAUUAAUGCAUCCUGUCUCAUCUCAGGCAUAAGUGACAUUUCAGUGACAAGAGAAAAAUGGUGCUGUUGAUAUUUUAGUCUUCAUUUGUGUGCACGGCUUAACUGUAGAGAGGUUACUCUCAGAGCUGUACAGAGAGUUGUGGCACUCCUGUGCUAUUUACUGUUCAAGCUCAUUACUUGCCAGUCACCACUGUUUGUAUUUCAUAUGAAACAUGGAAAAAAUGUAUUUUGCGCUGA